AUGGUUCAACCUCUAUUGCCGUCGGAUUGCAGGCCAUUUGAAUCCCACGUGCAACAGCAGACUUUCAUACAGAAGAGGACUGUUCUCAAGGUUUUGGAUAACUCUGGGGGCGAAAAAGGUGAUGUGCAUACAAGCCUUGAAGGGGACGAAAUGGGUGGUCGUGACUACGACAGUGAGGUCAAGUUUGACGACAGUCACUGUUCACUGGUGCUUGUUGAUGAGAAAGGCCAGCCGUUGGGGACUAGUCAUCGGACCAGUCCCAUAUGA
Molecule: messenger RNA, 267 nt
Organism: Dovyalis caffra
Lineage: Eukaryota; Viridiplantae; Streptophyta; Magnoliopsida; Malpighiales; Salicaceae
Source: the annotation of a GenBank genome assembly